Molecule: messenger RNA, 2367 nt
Organism: Bactrocera oleae (olive fruit fly)
Lineage: Eukaryota; Metazoa; Arthropoda; Insecta; Diptera; Tephritidae
Source: RefSeq, a predicted model, not a curated record
GCAACUUUGUGCUUAUCGCCACACGCCACUCUCAAUUUGACAUCUUUACAAACGUCAAUACGUUUUCGCAACAAGAAAUAAAAGUUUAUAUUUUACUUAAAUUAAAUAAUAUUUCAAUCAUAAAAUAGCAUAUCCAGUUAUAAAAAACUAAAGUCGUGUUAAGCGGCUAAUAUAGAAACCAUAUUAAGUGCAGUGUUAUUUGCGGAAGUAAUUUGCAAAAUUAAACAAUGGCGGAUCCACUAAGUCUGCUACGGCAAUACAAUAUAAACAAAAAAGAAAUUAUUGAACGUGAUAAUCAAAUAAUCUUUGGCGAAUUUUCAUGGCCAAAAAAUGUGAAAACAAACUAUUUAAAAUAUGGUUCUGGCAAAAAAGGAGCACCACGCGAAUAUUACACGUUGGAAUGUUUACUAUAUCUACUUAAAAAUGUUAUGCUGCAGCACUCGGUGUAUGUACGACAAUGUGCUGCCGAAGACAUACCUGCUGUCAAUCGUCCUGAUCGUAAAGAGUUACUUGCCUACCUUAAUGGAGAGAACUCAACUUGCGCCAGCAUAGACAAAAGUGCGCCACUUGAAAUUCCCACGCAAGUCAAGCGGCCCGCAGAUGGAGAUGGACCAGGUGGCGAUUCACUCGCAAAGAAGGCACGCUUCGAAGAAACCCAAGUGCAAAAAGUGCGUGAACAACUGGCUGCACGUUGGGAUGUCAACAAAAAAGAGACCACUGUCAAUAUCGACAAUAUCAAAUCGCUCUCAGAAACGAUGUCUGUGGAGAAAAUUGCUGCCAUCAAAGCGAAGCGUUUGGCCAACAAACGUACCACCAUUAAACGCACUGACAAUGAAGAUGCGAUGGCUACAGAUUUACGUGCCAUACUUGACUAUGAUGUAGAUUCAACGAAACAUAUAAUAAGCCGCGAGCGGCAGUGGCGAACGCGUACCACUAUACUACAGAGUGCGGGAAAGAUGUUUGCAAAAAAUAUAUUCGCUAUACUGCAAGGUAUAAAGGCGCGUGAAGAGGGCAGAAAUAGACCGGCAGCUCAACAAGCUAUCAAGAUGCCAGAACCGGCACGGAUUGCGAAACCGCAACCACAGUUGACGCAGUACAAUCGUUAUGAUCAGGAACGCUUCAACAGACAAAAAGAAGAAACGGAGGGCUUUAAAAUCGACACACUGGGUACUUACCAUGGUAUGUCUCUGAAAUCUGUGACUGAGGGUUCACUUGCGCAACGUAAGGCGAAUAUGACACCACAAAUACCUGGCCGCCCCAAGGAACUUUUACCUACAGCUCAAGCUCGACAAGUAGCACCAUCGACACAGAAACGAGUUUCGCGUACACCCAUAAUUAUAAUACCUUCCGCUAAUACCAGCCUAAUCACCAUGUACAAUGCCAAGGACCUUUUGCAAGACCUGAAAUUUAUCUCAACAGAAGAAAAGAAGCGUGCAGGUGGAGCACGAGACAACGAAGUCUUAUUGCAGGUAGGUGGCCAAGACGAAAAUGUGAAAAUAAACUCGCUAAUAGCGUAUUAUACAUUUAUUAUAUUUUUCCAACUUAAGCGCAAACGAAACAAUCAAACUGUACCAUAUCGCGUUAUUGAUAACCCGCAAAAGCUUUCGGCCCAAGAUUGGCAACGUGUCGUAGCAGUGUUCGUAAUGGGACCAGCUUGGCAGUUUAAAGGUUGGCCUUGGGAUGGAAAUCCUGUGGAAAUAUUCUCCAAAAUUUGUGCUUUUCAUUUACGCUUCAGCGAACUAAAACUGGAUACCAACGUUUCGAAGUGGUCGGUGACAUUGCUGAAUCUUUCGCAAAAUAAGCGACAUUUAGAUCGUGCUGUUUUAAUGACGUUUUGGGAAACUUUGGAUAAAUACAUGGCUAAAAAUAAGCCGGAUCUUAGAUUUUGAAUCUUCUGUAAAAUAUCUACCCGCAUAUGCAGCGUAAAUUCCUCUUCCACUACACAAUACAAUUUCUUUUGUGGAAGGAAGUGUAAGACUUGCUUUUUUUGGUGUCUUUAAUAAAACAGAAAAAAAUAUAUAUUAGCUAGUAGUGAAAUUAUUUUAAAAUAACCUCGAAAAUGUUAUGUAUUAUAUCUUCGGCUACUUGGAAACAACACUACUGCUCAUGGCCACCUUUCAGUGCACAGCGUGCCGACAUGAUUAAAUUGUUAACAGCUCACAUCGUUCGAAUAUAUGUACAUAUACAUAUAUUUGAAUUGAAAAGUCAUCGAAGACAAACAUUUUUGACUUAAAAGAAGACAAGAAACCUAGUUUGCGAAAUGCGUAGUGUUUGCGUCUGUUUAAUGCAAACCAAAUAUUAAAUUGUUUAUUGUAGCUAUUUAAAGAAGAGUUGAACAAUUAAAAUACCAAUAGUUUUAUAAACAAA